AUGGAGGCACUCAGAAGCGUGGUGAACCCGACCCUGCCCUACUCUCUACCGGUUCGUCUGCACCCCGGCCACGUGGUCUACAUCGAGGGCCGCGUGCCUAAAGACUCGGAAGGGUUCACGGUGAACCUCUGCGGCAGGAACGCCGUCGCGCUGCGGGCGGACCUCCGCUUCGACGCCAAGCCGCUCGCCGGCUCCCGGUGUCAACUCGCCCUCAACGCCAAAAUAAACGCCGCCUGGGGCCAGGAGGAGCAGCGUGCAGGGCUGCCGCUGUUCCGCGAGGUCGACUUUCAACUGUCCAUCUCCAUCAAGGAGGAGGGGUACCAGGUGAUGUGCAACGAUAGCUCUGUGGUGCACUUUGCCCACCGCUUCGAGCUGCACUGGGUGGACCGCCUCGUGCUGCACCCCACCGCCUACAUCUUCAAGCUGAGAAUCCUCGCGCCCCUCGGCACCAACACCAUCAAGUAUGGAUCCGAUAUCGUUGGAGGUCUUUUCCCGGGGAAGACCAUCGUUAUCGACGGCUGCGUGCCCCCGAAGGCGAAAAGGUUCGCGCUCAACCUGCUGCAGUGCAGAACGGGCAACGUCGCACUGCAGGUGAACCCGCGCUUUGACGACGAGGAAGAAGGCGAGGUGGUGGUGAGAAACGCGCGCAUCAACGGCAGGUGGGGUGAGGAGGAGCGCUUCUCUCGGGUGGCCUUCCCGUUCGCUCAAGGGCAGGCCUUCUUGCUAGAGGUGAUCUGCGAGGAGGCCUACUUUGUGGUCAAGGUCAACCACGCCGUGGUCUUCACGUUCUCUCAUCGCAUUAAAGCCCUGGCGAGCAUCACAUGCUUCUUCGUCUACGGGGACGUGUCUGUCCACUAGGGCUCGCGGUGCCAAUCUGCCCUGACCACCCAUCCCUCCCCGAACCUCCAACUCCACCCUGGCCACCCAUCCCACCCCGAACCUCCAACUCCACCCUGACCACCCAUCCCUCCCCUCACAUCAAACUCCACCCUGGUCUCCCAUCCCUCUUUCCAGAGCAGAUUCCGUUGUAUGCCACGGGCUCGCGUGAGGUUGGAUUGCAGAGCUCGUGCUAUGAAUGGAGCUCUUGGCGUGUAUGAAUAUUUUUUUUGAGGCUGGUAUUCGGCGAUAAGCCGAUUUGAUUGAAGAUCGCACUUGAUUUUAUUUCUCUCUCGUCUCGUCUGCUACUGCUACCACGAUGGGCAUUGGAGAAGUCUUAUUUUCUACUGCUAUUGUCAACAACAAAGUCGUUAUUGUACGUCUCCUAACUUUUUCUCGAUUAUUGUUGUUACUAUUAGGCAUGACCACAAGCAUCUCAUCGGCAGUUUGUGUCAUCUCUGCUGCCACUGAUCAUUACUGCAUCCACCGCUGCUCGG
This is a messenger RNA of Lethenteron reissneri (Far Eastern brook lamprey), 1373 nucleotides long. RefSeq names its product galectin-8-like. The record is from RefSeq and is a predicted model, not a curated record. Gene Ontology annotation, molecular function: carbohydrate binding. Lineage: Eukaryota; Metazoa; Chordata; Hyperoartia; Petromyzontiformes; Petromyzontidae.